CUUACUCGUCUGACGAUGGGCCAUAUACGCCUCCCCCGUUGCCUCGCUACCUUUCGCGGUCCUCCUUCUCCCCACAGGGGCCUGUUUUACUUGUUCCAAUGGCAUCCGUACGCCGACUGGGUAAUACCGUACGACUAGUGGACCUAAUAGUUUACCCUUCCACUCUCCUUCUACAGUGUUUCUACUAUUACUCGGUCUCUCGCACUAUUGACGAGUACGCGAUGUAUGAGUGCUUUACGACAUGUGCCACCGCCCUCCCAUUUCUUUUGUUGUCACGUGUACUUAUUUUCUGGGAGCUGGGUAAUACUGGACCGGCACGUUUGUGGGCGAGACGGAGUCAUGGGGUCUAAUAUCGCAAUGCCACUUGCGACGGGGUACUCUGCCCCUACAUAUCUUAACUUUCUGAGCCAGCAUCAUCCUAAUACACCCUUGCUGGGCCUUCCCCUAUUUACCUUGCUC
Durotheca rogersii is the source of this 459-nucleotide messenger RNA. RefSeq lists its product as uncharacterized. The transcript has a single exon. The record is from RefSeq and is a predicted model, not a curated record. Lineage: Eukaryota; Fungi; Ascomycota; Sordariomycetes; Xylariales; Xylariaceae. The coding region runs from base 99 to 350 and encodes 83 amino acids.